AAAGGACUCCUACCUCUUGCAAAAUCUCAUUAAGUCCCCAAAUAUUUCUGGGUCUUCUCUGGUUUUCCCAAUCCCUUCCCAAAAACCGUGUUUGGGUGUCUUUCCUUUUCCAAAACCUCAUCCAAAACACCAAAGAUGUCUGGGUUUUCUUUGUUUUUUCCCAAUUCCCACUCAGAAAUCUCUUCUGGGUCUCUCUCCUUUUGAAAUAAUCUCUUCUAAAACUACAAAACGUUUCGAGGGUUUUGAUAGUUUUUGAGAAUCUCUGCUGCAUUUUGCUUGAGAUGUCUUCUUCAAAUAAGAAAACGUCCGAUACGCUUUUCUGGGCUCGUCGAACCCUCUUGGAGAUGAUCAAUGAUAGGGGUUAUGUUGUUUCCAAUGCAGAGAUUGGGAUGACGAAAGAAGAGUUCGUCGAGAAGUUCGGAGAGAAUGUCAAGAGGGGAGACCUUAAUUUCAGCCGGGCCAAGCGGAACAAUCCGACGGAUGAGAUAUGUGUCUUCUUUGUAGAGGAAGACAAGCCUGGUAAAAAUGUCAUUAUCUCUUAUGGAAAACGUAUGGAAUCUGCAAAAAUCUCUAGAGGAAUAUUAGUUGUCAGAGAGACGGCAACUCUCUUAGUAAAGAAUUUCAUCGAGACCAAUAUGCCAAAGUUUCACAUAGAGUUUUUUCUGGAGGGAGAACUAUUAAUCAACAUUACAAGGCACUAUCUUGUUCCUAUGCAUGAGGUGCUUACAAAUGAUGAAAUUAAGACUCUGCAGAAGCGUUAUAACGUAAAGGCAACACAGCUUCCGAGGAUACAAGUCAAAGAUCCGAUUGCUCGAUACUAUGGCCUCAAGCAGGGACAAGUAGUGAAGGUCACCCGCGGGAGUGAAACCGCCGGCAGAUACAUCACCUACCGCAUUGCAGUAUGAGUUCGUACCAACUUCUAACAGUCACAGUCUAUAUCUUUUUUUCCUUCUUAACCUACAAGAUAGGCAUACAAGAUGCAGCUAAAAAGGCUAGGACAGUAGACCUUUUGGCUACAAGUCUGCAUACUCCAUACAUAAUAUACUAUGCAUGUGUUGGAUGGAAGCUAAUAUCGAUUAGAAAUAGCAACCAUGAUUUUCUUCAUGACUUGUUUGCAGCCAUACAUGUAACUGGACCGUUAUGGUACAAACCAUAGCUCUAAACCCCACUGACUCGAUCCGAAAUUCACUCAGAAUAGAAAUCUCACGGGUCAAGUUGACUCACCGAGUUUCGAUUCAAGUCUCUGAAAAAUUCGGCAAUGGGCCUGACAUGAUCUGAACUAGGAAAAACUCAGCAGGUUGACUCAAUAGAUCGGUUGCCUCAACAUGACUCAUUGUGAAUUGGACUGAGUCAUUCAGUUUGAGAGGCUGGAUUUUAUUAAAAAUAUAUUCAAACCCCCAACAUCAACCAAAGGAGCCAACGACUUUAACGGGUGACGUAUCUUAAUUGUUGUUGAUUUAUGUUCUAUGUUACCUAAAUGGGAUCAAACUAUUUUAAAUACCUAUUAAGAUGUCUUAUGUUUUCGUAUUAUGAUAAUUAAAUAUCAAAUCGGGUCAAAUCUUCAAGUUAACCUGAUACGGCCAAACAUUGAGUCGAGUCGAGUUUUUGGGCUUUUGAGAUAUGGUAGAGACGCAUGCUGAAUUUGAAUGGUCGAGAUAGUUGUACACCAGCUCCACAUGUAAGAAGGGUCGCCACCAUUUUGUAAAUUGUGCAAAACCGACAAGGGAAACUUCUUCUUUUUUUUCUUUUUUUUCUUUUAACACACUCACACCACAAUGGGUACUCGAACCCCUGACCUGUGUUGAAACUCUUGCGAGUCUACCACUGAACCAUGAGCAAGGGAGUCCAGUUACUUUUUCAUCAUUUGUCCAAAGCAAAACACUAGGGGUCUGUUUUGGCUUCAAGUAAUUGAGAAUGUGGAUUUGGUAGACCCAUGAAAUUGUCAAAUUCAUGGAUUUGUGGUGGAUUUGAAUUAGACAAAUCUCAAAGUCCAUUGUUUGAUAAUCAAGCUACAAAGUCA
This is a messenger RNA of Magnolia sinica, 2020 nucleotides long. RefSeq names its product DNA-directed RNA polymerases II and IV subunit 5A-like. Gene Ontology annotation, molecular function: DNA binding; DNA-directed RNA polymerase activity. Gene Ontology annotation, biological process: DNA-templated transcription. Gene Ontology annotation, cellular component: RNA polymerase III complex; RNA polymerase II, core complex; RNA polymerase I complex. The record is from RefSeq and is a predicted model, not a curated record. NCBI's taxonomy places the organism in Eukaryota, Viridiplantae, Streptophyta, Magnoliopsida, Magnoliales, Magnoliaceae. The transcript is spliced from 4 exons. Bases 282 to 905 code for a protein of 207 amino acids.